AUGCGCAUUCACAUUCAAAGUGAACCUCGGCUGGCCACUCGUUUCUCACACAGUUUAGACGAACCGUCGAGAAAUGUUAGCGACCUGAUUUCCGUAGUUCGGGUAGCUGCUGAUGCAGUGGACGAGGCUACAAACAUUCUUCAACGUAUGCGUGAUCUGGCGCUGCAAGCAUCUAACGUGAACAACGCUCAUUCUGUUCGAGCUGCAAUUCAAGAGGAGUUCACUGCUCUUUGUAGUGAGCUUAACCGUAUCGCGGAAACCACGUCUUUCGGUGGUAAGACGCUCCUGAACGGUUCCUUCGGAAGCCAGUCAUUCCAAAUCGGCGAGAGUUCCGAUGAGACAGUGGUGAUAACUCUAGGAAACAUACGCGCUGAUUCGGUGGAACUGGGUGGAAAGAAGUACGUUGCGGAGAACGCUGUGUCGCCGGAUUGGGUUGUGACAACUAGUACCAACUUAUCGCUCCACUACAUCAACAAGCAUGGUGAAGCGACAUCGAUUACCCUCCAAACUAAACAAGGUGAUCACCUUGAAAACGUCGCAACAUACAUCACUGCUCAAACUGAUGAUGUGCAAGCAUUUGUUGGCGAAGACGGAAAGCUGCAGAUAUUCGCCUCUACACAUAAAGUAAAAGGCGAAAUCACUAUUGGCGGUAAUCUGGGAACUGAAAUCGGCUUUGGUGCAGCGAGGGACGUCACCAUUGAAGACUCUGAUUUGACUUCUACGGGUGGCGCUCAACAAGCGAUGGCCGUUAUUGAUGACGGCGCACUUGAAGCCGUAGAUUGCCAACGAGCUGCUUUAGGUGCACUGAGACAGCGACAACCUUUGGUCCAUGUGAUUAACAGUCUAGGGAGCAUAGACAAGCAGGUAGCUACGGCUGAAGAUCGGAUCGCGGACAUCGCUGCGGCGAGAGAAUCGACUGAUUUGACGAAGUCGCAGAUGUUGGCGCGAGCGGCAGCUAUGGUUCUGGCGCAAGCGAGACAGUCGCCGUCUUCAGUUCUUAGCUUAUUACACUGA
Messenger RNA from Porites evermanni, 1014 nucleotides. The record is from the annotation of a GenBank genome assembly. Lineage: Eukaryota; Metazoa; Cnidaria; Anthozoa; Scleractinia; Poritidae.